GUGGUGCGGUGGUGGACACAAACUGGAUGGGACAGAGCAGCGCUACAUGGGGGACGCAGGCGACAGCGGCUUGGUACCACCGCUCCGACCAACCGCGGGGACCGAUUCUCUCCUCUCAUCCGCUCGCGGCGCCCCUCUGUCGGGCACUGACUUGAUGAAAUAACCAAGCCCCGCGUGAACACAUCGCCUUUGAGCGUCUCCUGUCUCUGAGCAUGGACUGACCACAAAUAACCCUCUGGAUGAUUUGAUGGGGCUGCUCAGAGUCAUGAUGCCGCCCAAGUUGCAGCUUUUGGCGCUGCUGGCGUUCGCCGUGGCCAUGUUCUUCCUGGAGAACCAGAUCCAGAAGCUGGAGGAGUCCAGGGGGAAGCUCGAGCGCGCCAUCGCCAGGCACGAGGUGCGAGAGAUCGAGCAGCGGCACGCGCAGGACGGCCUGCGGGAACGGGACUCGCCGGCCUCGCCGCCGUCCGAGGGCGAGGACGACAUCGUCAUUAUUUACAACCGCGUGCCCAAGACGGCCAGCACCUCCUUCACGAACAUCGCCUACGACCUGUGCGGGAAGAACCACUAUCACGUCCUGCACAUCAACACCACCAAGAACAACCCGGUCAUGUCCAUACAGGACCAGGUACGAUUUGUGAAAAAUGUGACCGAGUGGAGGGAAAUGAAGCCGGCCUUCUACCACGGACACGUCUCCUUCCUGGACUUCACCAAGUUUGGGGUCAAGAGGAAGCCCAUCUACAUAAACGUGAUCCGGGACCCCAUUGAAAGGCUGGUGUCCUAUUAUUACUUCCUGCGUUUCGGGGACGACUACAGGCCCGGUUUGAGACGCAGGAAACAAGGAGACAAGAAGACGUUCGAUGAAUGUGUAUCAGCCGGCGGCUCCGAUUGUGCUCCUGAGAAGCUCUGGCUCCAGAUUCCCUUUUUCUGUGGUCACUACUCUGAAUGCUGGAACGUGGGCAGCCAGUGGGCUCUGGAGCAGGCGAAAUACAACCUGGUGAAUGAAUACAUGCUGGUUGGAUUAACGGAGGAGCUGGAGGACUUUGUCAUGAUGCUGGAGGCCGCGCUGCCCCGCUUCUUCAAAGGAGCCACUGAGCUGUACAAAACAGGGAAGAAAUCCCACCUGAGGAAGACCAGCGAGAAGAAGCCGCCCACGAGGGAGUCGAUCGCCAAGCUGCAGCAGUCGGCCAUCUGGAAGAUGGAGAACGAAUUCUACGAGUUUGCGCUGGAGCAGUUCCAGUUCGUCAGGGCACAUGCUGUACGAGAGAAGGACGGGGAGCUCUACCUGCUGGCACAGAACUUCUUCUAUGAGAAAAUCUACCCCAAAAACUGAAGAGGCACGUGUCCGCAGAAGAGGACACUUGGUGCAGGCUCGAUGCGGUCUGCCAUGGGGAGGAGGGAGGGGAGGGGGGGCGUGAGAGUAAUGGACUGACAGGUGACUGUUUGUACUUGAGAACAUGGCGCUGCAGAACAACCGCCCUCUGGUGACAGCUGCCUCGUCCGUGCGCCGGCCAACUGGACGGGACGGGGCGCUUGUGUUUCGUUGGCGGGUUGUUGUGUUCCCAGCAGCCCCGGGGCCUCCACCCCCCCCCCCCCCCUCUCACUUCCAUACCAAAAGGUCGUCGGGGCUGGAGAACCUCUGCCGGCACGUGUCUGGAGAUGCCCUCUCCCGAUUGGCUUCUCUGUCUGACGCGGUUUGGUUGGCUCUGUACGGUUUGGUUGUAUUUUAACUUUUUUUUUCUGCCUAUGACGACAUGUUUCACGGUGACACAACAUCUCCAUAACUCAGCGCCACCGCUUACUACUAACUUAUAGAGAUUUCAAGUGUAAGAAACUGACUACUGUGCUGUAUUAUUGGACUUGAAUGCAAGCGUUUUCGGUUUUGAUGAAAUAAAAAUCUAGUGACCAUGGAUUAUAUAUACAAGUGCGUAUGUUUUAUACGGUACUUGAUUGUCUUUUGUUGGUUGUAAUUGAGCAGCUUUGCCCAGACGCUGUUCCUCCGUAAAGAAAGACGACAUUAUGAUAUUGAAAUGUGGAAGAACAAUAUGGUGAAGCUGCAGCUGCUGUAAAUAUUUACUACUUUUUCCAGUCUGAUUCAUUCACAUGCAGAUUUGCUACAAUAUAAGGUUGAUCCAUUUCUACAGCGAGUUUAUUCAUUUCAUUCUUUAGUCUCCAUUUGAUUUUCUGGAAGUUCUUUUCAUUGUCAACCAGACGGACUGAAAUAUGCCAACGUUUUGGGAAGAGCUUUAAUUUGCUUCCUUGUCGAGAGUUUAAUCAGGAGAUGGUGAUGUAAUUCACUCAGAUAAAAAUCUUUGGUUUUCUUAGCGGUUCUCCAAAUACAAAUGGUAGGUUGGUAAUAACUUUGAUAAUUGGCUUGUGUAGUUGUCAUCUCUUGUUCCUUUAACAUUGGGGUUUUAAGGCAUUUUAUUGGCUCAUUUAAAGAUCACCCUUUAAAAGAUGGCUUACUAAACGUUUAAAGUGACAUAAUGUUGUAUCCUCAACUAAUUCACUCGAAAGAGCUACGGAGAUGUUUCAUACUGGAUGUACAGCCACAUUACAAAGGUAAUUGUAUUCAUCUGAGGACGUUUUUGUGUGCCUUCCACACACACACACACACACAGCUCGCCUUGUCUUGUCAGAUGGAAAGUGACUUGUUUUUGUCUGGAUUGCCAAACAAAAUAUACAGAUUUUUUUUUUUUUUUACUUCAAGCGAUGCACGUGUGUUCUUUUAUUUAGUUUCAAUGUUGGUGCGUCAUCAUCAAGUCGAACAGAGCAGGGAGUGGUGAAGACAAAUAAAGCUGCUGCUGCUGUAAGAAUGAAACCUGCAUUAUUCCAGAACUGGUGUCCUGCAGAGGGAGAUAAAGAGCUGCCCGCUCUGCUCCUGCCUCCCACUGCGUUUCGUGUUUGUCAUUGUGAUGGCAGUAUUUAAAAUAUGUUCGGGGCAUUAAACCUAAUUUAAGUCACUUAUGUCUCAGCUGAGAAAGGGAGAUCAAGCUAGAGCACUGGAACUAGACACCAUUGAGAGUGUUUAUAAGGCCAGUGCUGCUGCUCAGCCCGCUCUCAGAUAAUCCCUGGACAGUCAACAAUUGCACUCAUCCCCAUUAAUCUCAGUUUGUUUUCCAGUUACAGCUUCCUGGUUUUGUCCCUCUGACCCAAACAAACGUGGAGGUUCCCCCUCGUAACGAGCAGACUGGCACAGCGCUUCAACCCCUCUGAGGCUUUUUAUGUGGUUGGAAAAGGAAAAGAAUCAGAGGUGGCUGCUGUCGGCAAUUGUAUCUAAAACACCUUGUUCCAGAUUUUGUACGUUUUCUUAGUUUUUACGAGAUUAUUAUUUCCAUAUUCAGCUACUAUUGUGUUUGGCUGCUAUGAACCAGUAAACCAUCAAAAUUGA
Messenger RNA from Gasterosteus aculeatus aculeatus (three-spined stickleback), 3388 nucleotides. It is a transcript of the gene hs2st1a, whose product is annotated as heparan sulfate 2-O-sulfotransferase 1a. Gene Ontology annotation, molecular function: heparan sulfate 2-sulfotransferase activity. Lineage: Eukaryota; Metazoa; Chordata; Actinopteri; Perciformes; Gasterosteidae. The record is from RefSeq and is a predicted model, not a curated record. Gene Ontology annotation, cellular component: membrane.